UUCGGAUACUGUUUUUUGAGACGCAAAUCAAACACUCCCUAAAUGAUUCAAAAAACAGUAGGGAGAAUAAAACAUCAAUUUCUGGCACUAUCAAACAAUCUUUUGCAGCAAAAUUUCAUAAGCUCUGUUGUGCUCUUCCUAUAUAAACACCAAACAAGCUCCUCCGUUACGUAAAAGAGCUCUCCACCCCUCUUCACCCCAAUCACCCUCUCUCUCUCUCUCACACACACACACACGCACCCCUAAACAUGAGAGGUUUAAGUUUAAGAAGACUUACAUUUAUGGUUUCCAUUGCCUUCAUUGUUUGGUGCUCCAGCAUUGAUACUUGCAGUGCCAGGAGAGGAAUGCAUUGGAGGCAAAGCAGAAGUGCUUCAACUUCUCUGUACAAGAAGAAAGGAAAGCAUCAAGACAGUAGUCAGCAUCACAGCAAUGGUAGUAAAUCAAAACCAAAAGCUCCACCACCAAAUGCACCAUCACCUCCACCUCCUAAACCCAAAGAAGAAAUCCCACCAACCCCACCAAAUAAUGGUUACAACCAUGGUCCUUCAACUACCUUUGACGUGUUAGAUUUUGGUGCAAAGGGGGAUGGAAUUACCGAUGAUACCAAGGCAUUCCAGGAUGCAUGGGCAGCUGCUUGUAAGGUCGAGGCAUCAACGGUCAUCGUUCCAUCAGAUUUCGAGUUCCUUGUGGGACCCAUUUCAUUCUCUGGUCCUUACUGCCAACGAAAUAUUGUUUUUCAGCUUGACGGCACCAUAAUUGCUCCAACAAACUCCAAAGCUUGGGGUUCAGGGACAUUACAAUGGCUUCAAUUUACAAAACUGGUAGGGAUCACAAUUCAAGGAAAAGGCAUCGUUGAUGGAAGAGGCUCAGCUUGGUGGCAAGAUUCCCCACUUGAUGAUCCUAUAGAUGACGAAGCAAAACUACUUACCAAGUUGGAACAAAAUCCACCGACUCCGAUAAGCACUUCAUUGGCUGGAAAAAUGCCAAGCAUCAAGCCAACUGCACUAAGGUUUUACGGGAGUCUUAACGUGACAGUCACGGGCAUAAAAAUCCAAAACAGUCAACAAUGCCAUCUCAAGUUUGACAACUGCAUAGGAGUUUCGGUUUACGAUAUGAGUAUCUCAUCUCCUGGAGAUAGCCCCAAUACAGAUGGAAUCCACUUACAGAACUCCAAGGAUGUGCUUAUCCACAGUACAAACCUUGCUUGCGGAGAUGACUGUGUUUCUAUACAAGCUGGAUGCACAAAUGUAUACAUCCGCAAUGUGAAUUGUGGACCAGGACAUGGAAUCAGCAUUGGAGGGCUUGGAAAAGAUAACACCAAAGCUUGUGUCUCGAACAUCACUGUUCGAGACGUCAUGAUGCAAAACACAAUGAAUGGAGUCAGGAUAAAAACAUGGCAGGGUGGCUCAGGAUCAGUGCAAGGAGUACUGUUCUCGAACAUACAAGUUUCUGAAGUCCAAUUUCCAAUUGUAAUUGAUCAAUUCUAUUGCGACAAAAGCAAAUGCAAGAACCAAACAUCUGCCGUGGCUCUAUUAGGAAUCAACUAUGAGAAGAUAAGAGGAACGUACACAGUAAAACCUGUGCACUUUGCAUGUAGUGACAGCAUGCCAUGUUCGGAGGUAACCCUAACUACCAUAGAACUAAAACCAUUGCAAGAACAGUACCACCUGUAUGAUCCAUUCUGUUGGCAGACUUUUGGAGAGCUGUACACCCCCACAGUCCCUCCCAUUGAUUGUUUACAAGUUGGCAAGCCGUCAAAUAACUGGAUUCAGGCUGUACAUGAUUCAUGUUCAGCAUAGCCUAGGUAUAUUCUGGUGUAUUUCAGAUGUGUGGUUGGCGCGUUUCCUGACCCCAUUCACUCCAAUACCCGGUUAGGUAAGGAUUGCAUACCUUAGUAAAUUCUUCUCUACUAGGACUAGAUAGUUUACCUUGUGUGGGAGUGUACAUACAUUUUUAGUAUCUAAGAGUUUGCUAGUAAGGUAUAAAACAGCCCUCUAUGGAAACUGUCUCAAUGUUCAAUAUAUAUACAACUCAAUUGCUAGAUGUCCAAUAAAUAAAUCACCAUUUCAACACAUCUAAAUCUCACUGCCAAAAGAGAAUAUACAAAUAUGAUGACACUGUUGUGUGACGGUUCCUCUAUUGGUGAUGGAAAAUGACAAGAACAGGUUUAAUAUGUUUCACAAAUAAUAAAUGCCAAUUGCUUCAUAUUUCACAGGAAUCAACAGAGUACAAUUGAUAAUUUAUUGUAUACAAUGUGACAAGUUGCUUACGAAGGAAGGAAUCAAUAAUGGCACAAAAAAGAAUGACAACAUACACUUGAGUCUGAAGCAUCAAAACUGGACCAGACUCAGAAUCGGGUCAAUGUUUCAUUGGUUCAAACGUCAGGUCAACUGUUUGGACCAGUUGCAUAAUAAAAAAUAAAAUAUAUUAUUAACAAUGAUGAAUAUACCAAAAAAUUUGAAUAGAUAUAAAAAUAACAUUUUUUAUGCUAUAGUAGAUCAAAUAAGAACACAAAAAAAAAUUGGAAAAUUACCAGAUUGACAUAAAUAGUAAUGUUGUGAUGACAAAAAAAAAAGGAUAAAAAAGAUUGAAAGAAAGUUAUAAAGCAAUAAGAGAAGACUAACAUUACACUGCUAACAAUGUAUCCCACAUCGGAAAACAAUUGCAAAAAAGAUGCACUGUGCUUUUAUAUAAAAUAAACCAAAGCUUGUCAGUUGGAGAAGUGUGGCCCUGGCUUAACAGCCUCAUGCCAGCCAAGCAUUAGUUUAGAAGUUUUAUUCCAAAGCAAAAGGUGACACGCUUGGAUUGGUUGAACUGUUCGAUUUACACUGGUUUUAUUAAAGUUUGUCCAGUUCAAUUAGGUUUUUAGCGGUUUGAUUACUUGAGCGAUCCAAUCCUACAACCGGCCCGGCUUAGGGUCUAGUUCACCGGCCGGUCCAAUCCGUUUCUAUCAAGAGAAUAUCAAGGCAGAGCUACAGCAGGCAAGAUGCAGGAUACACAAGUCCGUGCACUUAUCAUUAUUAUAGACAAUCAAAUUCAGGAUCCAAAACUUAAUACUUCACCUGGUUAUUGUCCCCCUUACCAUUCUUCCAGGCGGUUCAAAGUAAAUGAGACCCUCCAUAAUUGCCCUUGGACUCAGUUGGAGCCUCCCUUUUUAACCAGCUCUCAGCAAUCACUCAGAUCCAUAGUGCUCCCAUCUCCAUACAUUGUGCGACAACUUGAUAAUGGCCCAACCCUUGAGAGACCAUUAGUAGAAUACACAGAUUGAAUGAUGGAAAUGAUCCGCAGAGGCAUGAAAAACUAUAGGUUGAGAAUCUAACACCCAAAUCCUGGGAA
Ilex paraguariensis (yerba mate) is the source of this 3336-nucleotide messenger RNA. NCBI's taxonomy places the organism in Eukaryota, Viridiplantae, Streptophyta, Magnoliopsida, Aquifoliales, Aquifoliaceae. The record is from the annotation of a GenBank genome assembly.